ACGAUUCGGGUCAGCCGCACGUUCUCGCGAGUGAAAAAAAAAAGAGGAGAAAAAAGGAACGAUACGCGGUGGCGUCAACGCGCGAUAUUCGGACACUCGGGAUCAUUCGUCCUGUUAUCGGCGAAAGGAGGGGUGAGGGAGACACUCGGAUGUGGCAAUCGUGUCCGGACGAUCGCGAACGGACGGUCUGUUGGCGGCUGCGGUCGCUGUCGCUCAUCGCGACGAGUUUGCCUCGUCAAAUGCAGCCGCGCCGAGGAAGCGGCUUGGCAAUUACGUCGCCGUCGACAAUGCCGAUGUCGUGUAGUCCUCUCGAUCGUUACCAUCGUUAUCGCCUCGCGAUCCAAAUCGGACGAUCGUGUUUUAAUCGAACCGGUUUUCGGCCGAUGUGUUCCCACAAGUUCACGUCGAAGUGGGAGCACAGCUGUCGUAGCUUUUAAAUAUUCGCGCGAAAGUUUGAACAGGAUCAUUUUCGUGUCUUGGGACAGUCGAGAUAUAAUUGGGAAAAAGACUCGAGAAAGAGAGAGAUAUUUAUGUACACGGAGUGAUUACCGGGACGCAACUAUCAUUUUUAAUAUUUGGAACAGCUGACGAAUCGAAGCGUUUUGUCGAGAGGUUUCAAGCGGGAUCAUUGCGGCAUCUUUGCAAAAGUUUUUAUACUGACGGAAAUUGGCAUUUUAUAUUGCGUCCACGACGCGUAAAAUAGUAUCAUUUUGCGUCUCAAAAAUAUCGGUGAAAACGUUAUACUCUGGAGCAGAGAGAGAGAGAGAGAGAGAGAGAGAGAGAGAGAGAGAGAAAGUAGAUGAUUUACAAGAACUAUACCGACAAGUGUACAUAUAAGAUUAAAAGCCUAUAUUAGAGAAAAGAGUGCUAUUGUGUGUUAUAUUUUAAAAGAAGAAAGAACUCCGUAAAGUGUAUAUAAAAAGACCGUUAAAAACAUUCAUCACAUUUUCGACAUUGAAGCGUCAAAAAGAAUGCUACCGCCGGCCGCCAUGCAUUUAGAACAAAGAAUGGGCAAUGACAGACCAGCAGUGGCUCCGUAUUACGAUCGACGCCCCGCAGCCGCGACAGGUGCUCCGGUGGGAGCUUUGCCACCCGCACCUCGAGCAUCCAGCAGUACGGACGACGAUCACAGCGGAUUAUCGGAGACGGAGAACAUCUCGCCGGAUACGUCGCCUGACAUUCGCCGGAAUCGUCACAACACUUCCGGCCAGGAUUCCUCGCGUAGGAAGCGCCGCGGCAAUCUACCCAAGGAAGCGGUGAAUAUUCUAAAGCGUUGGCUGAUCGAGCACAGAUACAACGCUUAUCCCAGCGAGAGCGAGAAGACGAAUCUCAGCGAGCAAACCUCGCUUUCAGUCCUCCAGGUUUGCAACUGGUUCAUAAAUGCCAGGCGGCGUAUUUUGCCCGAUUUAUUGCGCAAAGACGGCAAGGAUCCUCUCCAUUAUACAAUAUCGCGCCGCGCUCGUCGGACUGUGCAGGCUGGCGUUCAUCGACAGGGCCGAAGAUCUGAUUCCGACCUGAUCGAAGUACCGAGGUCCCAGAAUUGGGAUUUACACACCGUGGACAGGACGGCUGCAUCGGCGCAGCGUCUCGAGAGAGAUCACGAUUACGACGAGGAACAUACGUAUCGAAGUGAGGACAGCCCGAACGAUUACGAGAGCAGUCCGAACGAUUACCACAGCGAGGAAGAACGUCCUUCGAUACGAUGGCCCAAUGUAAUCGUUCGUCCCUAUGCGGAAGCUCAGGUCGAGCAGUUAGAUGGCGACGAUAUCUCUCAUCUUCCUGCUCGACGAAGGGAUGAUAACAAUUCCGACAGUUCUCACGACAACUCCAAUGGCGAACCUGCUGCGUAUUGGAGUGCCCCUCGAGAGCACCUUUCAGCAACGCCCAGUGUUCAGCAGCAGCAGCAGAUCGAGAUUCACUAUCGUGGUCUGCCGCCGCGGACUCUGGAGAACGCCUAUGCUCACCAGGAUAACGGGGAUUCCUUUAGAAUGCUCGUGGAGAUUGCUGUAGCCAGUCCAUAUGAGCCUUCGAGGCAGCGACCGCCCUCAACCGAUCCCUAAAGGAAUAGGAGGAAAGGCUUCCACCAUUGCCAGUGACAAGGACAACGAAGGAUGGAUGUCUCUCGCUUGUUGGGUGACUACCAGGAUACGUCGACGAAAAAAUUUAAUAAAUUUUUGAUUUUUCUUUCGUUGUCCAUAAAAAAAAUAAAAAAGAAAAAAAACAAAAAACGAAAAUUUAAAAAGAAACAAAAAAAAGAAACGAUUGUUAGACUUUAUAUAUUAAAUAAAUUGUUGAUCGCUCGGCAAUCGAUGUUCCUCGCGUUUGUUCACGAUAAUACCAGUACCAAAAUGAUGGCAAAAUCCGCCCGUUGGAUUUUUAUAUCGUGUGUCGCGUUUUAAGUUUUUAAACUAGCGUUACAUUUUUAAUUCUUGGAUUAGUCAGAUAGUUAAUAAUGAUGAUGUUUUGACGAUGAGUGCGGUUUUCUUUCCGUUCUUCGUUCCUGAAGCUAUACAUAAGGACGUUUAGUCCAUACCGUUACAUUACCUGAUCUUAUUAUAAAUAAAUUAUGCGAAAAGGAAGAAAAUUCUCUUUUGCGUCUAACAAAAAAACGGACAAACACGUGCGUGUAAUGCGUGCGUAUAUACGGACGUAAAAGAGGAUUUAUCAAUUUAACCGAAACCAGCGAGUGCCAAAGUGCUUAGCCCGAGCAUCACGAAACUCUGCCUUAAUUAAGAGAAAUAAGUCUGAAUAAUAUGUAUAAGCUAUUAAAGAAAAAAAAAACGAAAAAAGAGAACAAAAGUAACCGCACAAGUACAAAAGUUAUAUUCGCUCUUUGAGAAGUACGUGGUCGUACGUUAGUUAGCUGAAUAGAGAUAGAAAAUGAUCUACGCGGCAUCGAGACUAUAUUGUUUCUAGUAAUAGUGUUUCUCUGCUCACGAUAAUCUUUUGUUUUAACUCCGAUUUUUAUGUCCACAUAAAGAUAUAGAUAUAUAUUAUGUAUCGCAGUUUCUCGAAGUACAUUAUAUACUAUAUCUUUAUCUCUGUAAUAAUAUGUAAGUUGUUACAGACUUAUGAUAUAGCGAAACAAAAAAUUAAAAACAAUGCGAACUACAAAGACUGCGAAACGCUAAUUGCUGCUGAUAGUGCACAUGAUGUAGAGUAGAUCGAUAGAUCAAUCCGCUUUACGAAAUAGCGAAAACGAAUCUUUUUGACAGGAUAAUUUACAAUAAUGAAUAUUAACAUUUAUGUAAUUCUAUCAAUCAAGAUGUGAUCUCUCGUAUCCAUUCAAUCAUUUAAUGAUCACGGAGUUUCUCUUUCCGAUGAAAUUUUAACAAAGCUCUUUGAUUAUUUUGAUUAUUUCUGCAAUGUAAGUCGUUUUCAAAUUUCAUUAACAUUUAGAAAUAAUCUUAAAUAUUUUCUAUCAUCUUGACAUUUCGCAUUUGUCUCGUAUUGUAUAUUAGAUCAUUCUGAAUCAAAAUUAGCUCGAGCAAGAAAGAAAGAAAAAUAUAUGCCAGUAUAAUGCAUUUUCGCACAAUCGAUUGUAAAGUGCGUCAACGAGACACAGGCUAAGAUCUUAGAAAGAAGUAUGCAAAAAACCAAAGACUCUUAUUUUUAAUUACUAAUAAUUAAAUUGUGCGCUCAUUGCUCUUCGAAGUUGCGACAGUGUGAUGUUGCGAUUUUUGUGCAAAUGUUCCAAAGGAACGAAGUGAAUUCGCGAACUCGCCUGGAAAAGCUGCGUCCAGGCGAGCGCAUGGGUAUACUUGCGAAUUACACGAGUAAUCAUCCCAUUAGGAAAGCGCGUCGUAGACUCAAAAAGGCGAAUGUUCAUGGAUAAUGUUGUUAAUUGUACGAUUGAAAUUUAUUUUUUAAUACGACAUUUUCUUAAUGCUACUUGUUAUACAGUGAUAAGGGUAAUUUCUAUUAGAGGCGAAAAAAAAUUGCAAAGAGAGAGAGAGAAUAGAGAAUAGAUGAAAUUUAGCAAACGCGAGAAAGAAGGGGGCAACGGAGUAGAAAAAAUGAUAGCGAGAUACAUAAUAAAAUCUCGCCGUCAAUAUCGCACGACAAAGCGAAAAAUUCCCCAUAAUGUUUCGCAUACUUCCUCGUUACAUAUACGUACUAAAAUACUAUUUACCUAAUCUUGAUAAAAUGGCAUAGAGAUUUCUAUUUUCAAUUUCUUGACUACUUUUUAUUUGGAGCAGCUUUUUCUUAAUGUUGAUCUGGGGACAUAAAUACCAAGUAUCAUCGAAGAUGUGUAGAUUACUUCUUUCGUCUUCGCGAGACUAGCGCAUAUAUAUUUUCUUUUCGUUAUUUUUUCCUUUUUUAUUAUUUUUUUUUUCUUCCACCCCCUCUAUCGUUUUAACAAAAAUAACACAGUCGGUUUCACGUGCACUUUUUAAAUGUUUUGUUUGUUUAUUCCUUGUGUAUUUUUUCUCUUUUUUUUCUUUCUAAUAGUAAUUUCGGAAAGAGCCGACGAGCCGUGAGCCCGAAUUCGGUUGUGAAUUAAGAUUAGAGUGAUUGUUAAUUAUUCUUAUUAUUCUGAUAUUUACAAUCCGAACGAUGCACUAACACACGCCCGAUAUUAGUGCAGAAACUACACAGGGUGUUCCAAAAGAAUCGAAUUUUUGGACAAAUCUUAAAUCGAAAUUUCCUUAGCUAAAAUAUCGCAGAAAAAAAUUGUAAUUUAUGGCCAAUUUUUUAUUAUUGCAUUUAUUUAUGAUUAAUUUUUCACAUACACAUCUAUGGUACACAAAUAUAUUAAUAUUAUAUUCGCUAUUAUAUUCAUUUUCAUAAAAUUAAUUAAUCGCUGAAAAUUAAUUACUGAUUAUAUUAAAUAAUAUUUAUUUAUAUAUCAUGAAAUGAAUUUUCUCUAAGAACGGAUAAUAAUUCAAUUUAUAUUUCUUAAGAAUAUCUAAUAAAUCUUUAACAUCAAAUAUAUUAAAUUUUUAAUGAAAUUUUAUAUUUUUAGAAAUUCAAAGAUUUAUUUUCAAAAAUAGCUUUAAAAUAGUUUUAUACUUUUUAAAUUUUCAGCAUUGUAUAUCGUUCCAAAUAAAUUAUAAAUGAAAAUACUAUCAAAAUAAAAUCUAAACAAGAAAUAUUAUAAUUGUAAAUUAUUAUGCGCAAUAAUACUUUGCGUAAAUAUAAUAUUAUCUAUCUUUAUGAAACUUAGUUUUCGAGAAGUCUGGUUUGAAUCAUACAUAAUUUAUCCUGUGGCAUUUUUGCUGAGGAACUAUCGAUUUCAAAUUCUCACUCGUAAAAAAUUAGUCGAUAAGAUUGCAGGAAGAUAUCCUGGGUAAAUUAUUGUGGAUCACCGUACCUUUACAACGGAACGAUCACACUGCCAUGCCAUAGCCAAGUGUCUAAAUCUCCCUUAUUCGAUUCUCUUUUUUUUCUUUUUUUCUUUUCUUUUAGAGUGUUAUUGUCGAUCACAACUCUCAUAUAUUGAGCGCGUGCAGGAUUCGGAGAAUCACUAGGAAAUCGAGAGAUCCGACAGUUACUAUCGUACAAAAAAACUUAACGACCUAGAAUUAAGUGUGCCUUUUUACCGAGACGUCUCGACUCGCGAGAGGGAUGUCUUUGUUAGCGUAUAGAACUACGUACAACAUUACGUACAACAACGACAAUUCGCCAAGAACGUAUCUUAAUCCGCCAUUCGAGUUGACGGCGAACGGAGCUUCCUAUAGUGUUAUAUACAAUCGUAAUAUUGCUCACCCUCGUUAAAACGAGAUCUCUGGAAUAGAAUAAAGUCACUCUUUUUCGGAAUAUUAUCGGAAGGUACUUAUCGUGUGUUCGAUUAUAAUCUCUAAGUAGUCUAUCGAUCAUUCUCGAAAAUUCUUCACACAAGAAGAGAGAAAUUAGAUCAUGAAUAUAAAUCUUUUAUAUAUAUUCAUAGAAAUAUGUGUACUCGCGAUGAGAGAGGAACGGUCUGACUCGCUUUUCUCAAGACAAUUAAUCUCGAUAUUACACUUACACUGUGUGUAUGUGAUAACAAAAAUAUUAUCCUUCUCCCAUAUCUCAAUCGCAAAAUAAAACAAGAAAUUUUCGACCCGAUUUUUCGAGAUUUUCGAGAGAAAAGCGAGUUAAUCGAUCACGCCGAGCUCUCGAGAAAUUUUAUUCCUUUCGAAGAGAUUGUUAUCGAUUGCGUUAACGACAAAUUCCAUUGAACGUGCGAACUCGCUGCAAGAUGCACGAUAGCGAGAAAGGGAACUAGAGAUUCCGAUCGCUCGGGGCGAAAAAUUAUUAGAUGAUUCUGCGCCCUUAUAUAUCGCGCGACGAGGCAAUAUAAAUCGUAAAUAUCUUAUAUUUGGACGUUUUUUAUACACGAAAUGAAAUGAGACGGGAUGAGGAUUGUGCACAGUUCCGUCUGUUAUCCGGGCACACACAUAUACACACAUACAUACAGGAUCGACGCCGUGGACACAUGUAUACACACGUACGUGACAGAGAUGUCAGCCGUUAAUUAGCUGCACGAACCUGUUACGCGCGGGCAGUUUCACUCUCCGCGCCGAUAAGCAUAUCGCUCUACUACUUAGACAAUAACUAAUCUGUUAUUAUGUAUCGCGGUUUUAAGUUCGGCUCUUACACAAACACAUACAGAGACACACACCGUGAACUAUAUAGUAAGUGCCAUAUUAUCGACUUCUUAUUGUAAUUCGUACAAGUAUGAUAAGGUCCUACAUAGAUAGAUAUAUAUUGAUUUAAUAUUAAUUAUAUAUGUUUAAAACGUGAUACGCUACGACUAUAAUUGCGUAUAAUUGUUAUACGUAUACAUGUUGUUUUUUCUUUUUUCUCUCCUUCCCGUUUCGAUCGUAUCUUCGUACGUGAUGAUUUGUUCAAAUUAUGCGAUUUGUUAUGAAAGAGGGACUCGCGCGUAUCCGACGAGUCAUUUCUCGUAUGUGUCAUCCCUUCGAUGAAAGGUAAAAGAUAAUGUAAAAAAAGAAUUCUUUUUCGGGGGGACGCAGAUGGAUCUUCAGCGUGUGAGGAUCGCGCGAGCCUUUGAAGAUUUCAUUUAGGAUUAGUAUUAUCGUAUUAUGAAACCUCUUGUUCGUUCCACAGACAAAUCUAAUAAAAUAUGUUAAAAAACUUUUAA
Messenger RNA from Cataglyphis hispanica, 7087 nucleotides. Its product is annotated as iroquois-class homeodomain protein irx-4-like. The record is from RefSeq and is a predicted model, not a curated record. Gene Ontology annotation, molecular function: RNA polymerase II cis-regulatory region sequence-specific DNA binding; DNA-binding transcription factor activity, RNA polymerase II-specific. The coding region runs from base 972 to 2060 and encodes 362 amino acids. Gene Ontology annotation, biological process: regulation of transcription by RNA polymerase II. NCBI's taxonomy places the organism in Eukaryota, Metazoa, Arthropoda, Insecta, Hymenoptera, Formicidae. The transcript is spliced from 5 exons.